AUGAUCAGAGCGUCCCCGCCACCUAAGAGAAAGACGCCCUCGCCGCCGAAGAAAACGGCUAAUCAUUCGCCGAAGGUCCCCACGAAAAGUCCUGCAAGCGCAUCUAAUACGUCCCCGCCUAAGCGCGGAGUUUCCCCGCCGAAGCGGGGAACUUCCCCUCCGAAGAAGCGCUCGCCGAUCCUCCCCAAGAAGCGUCCCCCCCCGCCGCAUUCCUCCUCCCCGCCUAAGCAAAAAUCCCCCAAGCAACCGCCCCCCGCUAAACGGUCUCCGUCUAAGCGGUCUCCCCCUAAACCGUCUCCCCCGAAGUCCCCCCCGCCUGCUUCUCCCCCGAAGCGGCGCAAGCCUUCUUCAGCGCAGAAGUCUCCGCCUCCGCCCCCGCCGUCUCCGCCCCCGGGGAGCGGCGGAGUGGACCUGGGGAACGCGCAGAAGGUGCUGAAGAUGCUACAGCCGUACUUCGACGACCCGCAGUUCAUGAUGUUCGCGAUCAACGGAGGUCUCCUCACUCUCAUGGGCAAGGCACUCAAUUCGACAGAGAAAGUCACAUUCUUCGUACCGGAUCCCGACACCAUCAAGGACCUGCCCGACGACUCCCCCCUCAUCAACGACCCGGCCAUCGCCACGGCAGUGGUCAAUUUUCAUGUGGUGCGGGGCAGGCAGGUCACUUACACGGAGUUGACUCAAGCCGCCACUGGAACCAUGUACAUGACGGAUCAGCACGAGCCACUGGUGAAGGACGCAGCGAGCUUCCUUUUCAACGUGGUGCUGCGGCCGAGCCAGGGGCCUUCCCGUGCCACCAUCACCAUGCCCAACGCGUACACGGACGAGAGCAUGCAGGUGCAUGUACUGGACUCGCUGCUCAUCCCAGACUCCGUCUACUUCGCCCCUCCAACAACAUCCCCUACAAUAUCCUCUCGUCCAAACCCUCCUCCAAGCCCUCCCCAGCCAUCCCCGUCAGCAACCCCUACCCCACCAUCCGCACCGUCAGCCCCUCCCAUAGCAUCUCCACCGCCACCACCGGUGGCAGCAGAUAAGCAGAUCCCAGCCGUGGCAACAGCAACUUCUCCUCUGUCCAGUUCAGAUCCCAACACCACAGUGCCAGCACCACCUGCGCAGUGA
Closterium sp. Naga37s-1 is the source of this 1116-nucleotide messenger RNA. Lineage: Eukaryota; Viridiplantae; Streptophyta; Zygnematophyceae; Desmidiales; Closteriaceae. The record is from the annotation of a GenBank genome assembly.